UGUGGUUGUGCACCACCCCCUCCACCACCUAGCUCACCACCACCUAGUUCUGAGCCACCUUCUUCAUCAGAACCACCUAGUUCUGAACCACCAAACUCAGAGCCACCUAGUUCUGAACCACCUUCUUCGUCUGAGCCACCUAGUUCCAGACCUAGCCCACCUAGCUCGGAAUCUUCAUCUUCAUCAAAGCCAUCUAGCUCAAUUGUACAACCUAGCUCUGAGAGUUUUAGUUCAUCAAUGCCUGAAACUACAUCAAGAUCAUCUAGUACAUCGUUGGAGUCAACAGAAUCUUCUGGCCUUUCUAUAUCAGGAAUUUCUGGGUUAUCAACAGCUCGUUCCACUACGAUUAUUACGGUCACUACCUGCGCGCAUGGAAGUUGCUCAAUCAUAACUGAAACUACAGGAGUGACAAUUAUCACUGAAGGUACUAAGAUUUUUACUACUUAUUGUCCAUUAACAGGAGAAUCAUCGCCCUCUUCUUCAACUAUUGGACCAAGUAAUGGUUCAGGUGGCAAAGGAGGUGGAAAUGGAUCAAAUAAUGUUGGUGGCAAUGGAAACGGAAGUGGAUCAGGUAAUGGAAACGGAUCACGUUCAUCAACCGUCAUCGCAGUUACUACUUGCUCAAAUGGCGGCUGUUCUACUGUGGUUGAAACAACUGGAGUUACAGUUAGAACAGAAGGAACAACUAUAUACACUACCUAUUGUCCAUUAACUGGAGAAACGAUACCUUCAUCAUUAACUAGUGUUCCAAGUAAUGGCUCUGGUGCUGGCAGUGGAACAGGCCAAGGGGCAGGUCAAACAGCAGGUCAAGGAUCAGGAAGUGGACCAAGUCAAGGAUCAGGUCCAGGAGCAGGUCAAGAGUCAAUUGAGACGUCACUUACGGAGCAACAAUCAACGGAGAAUCAUAUACCAUCACUACAAACGGUCUCGAUUAUGCAAUCAAGUGAGUCUUCGUCAUCAGAGUCGAAUCCAGCUGAGAUUUCCGUAUUAGCGGCUGUUGGUCCUACGAUAGGUUACUCCAUUGGGGCCGUUUUCUUGGCUAUUACCAUGAUUUUGCUUUAG
Molecule: messenger RNA, 1062 nt
Organism: Lodderomyces orthopsilosis Co 90-125
Lineage: Eukaryota; Fungi; Ascomycota; Pichiomycetes; Serinales; Debaryomycetaceae
Product: Hwp1 cell wall protein
Exons: 1
Source: RefSeq, a predicted model, not a curated record